AUGCAGACAAACGACCCAGAUUACUUGUUCCAGACGACCUCGGAACUCAGCAAUGCUGAGAGACGGGAACGAAAGCUCAAGGCAGCCGAGAAGGUCGGAGACCCCAUCAAAGUGUCCAGCAAGGUGCUGGAUCUCCUGGUCGAUGACCAGCUCGCAUGGACUGCAGAGUCGGGCUGGCAGGCACGGAAGAUAAACUUGGCGACUACCAUGCUCUACAAGGGGCACAAAGGGCCAGUCACGAGUGUGCAACUCUUCAAGGUUGCCGGCGAGACACCCUGGCUUGCUCUCAUCACCUCGUCGUGGGAUAAGACUGUCAAGAUAUGGGAUGCAGCGUUCACUCUUCAAGGGCAUCAGGACUUUGUGAAGAGCGUGACGGUGCUUCCCACCUCUCCGCCGACGUUGCUUUCGACGUCCUCGGACAAGUCGUGUCGGCUUUGGGACCUUUCCGCUCUGAGCUCGAAUGAGGAACCCACAACUAUCCAAACCAUCAAGGAUCAUACACGCCCCGUGGACUCGGCGGCGUAUUGGAUCCCGGAAGCGGGUGCCCAGGACAACAUCAUUGUAUGGACGUCUGAUUCCUUGGGGGUCAUCAAACGCUGGAACCUCAUUAAAGCUGUCGGAAGCACACAAACACCUAUGAAGUUCGUUGAAGACCUCAACACCCACGACACCAGCGUCGGUCAGCUUUACCCGACAGAGGACGGCAUCUGGAGCGUGUCCAUGGACAAGACCGCCCGCUUCCAUGGUGAUCCCUCAGUCGUGCUCAAGCACCCCAGCUACGUAAAGUCAUUGCUUGCUCAACCGUUUGGGCUGCCUUACAUCCUCACGGGCGCAGAGGACGAAGAGGUCCGAAUUUGGGAUGCGGCCAACCUGCAAGCCACGAAGAACCAACCGAUCAGUAUCGUUUCUGGCCAUUGCGGUGAGGUAACCGCGAUUGUCCCGUGGUUGAAGGCUGAGAACGGGAAAAGCAUCCCACACGUGGUUACCGCUGGCCUUGAUGGCACGGUGAGAAGGUGGACCAUACAAGAGCUGCUUCACCCCCCUAAGCUUGAUUAUGAGCCUGCUUCGCAAGACAGUGUUGCUCUGACGGAGGAAGAGGAGCGCGAACUCGCUGAGCUGUUGUCUGAUGACGAUUAA
Molecule: messenger RNA, 1137 nt
Organism: Trichosporon asahii var. asahii CBS 2479
Lineage: Eukaryota; Fungi; Basidiomycota; Tremellomycetes; Trichosporonales; Trichosporonaceae
Product: cytoplasm protein
Exons: 6
Coding region: 1-1137 (378 amino acids)
Biological process (GO): negative regulation of transcription by RNA polymerase II
Cellular component (GO): transcription repressor complex; nucleus
Molecular function (GO): protein binding
Source: RefSeq, a predicted model, not a curated record